GUGCGUGCGUGCGUGCGUGCGUGCGUGCGUGCGUGCGUGCGUGCGUGCGUGUGUGUGUGUGUUAAUGAGAAAUGGGAGGGUAGAAGCUCCUGGCUGCUUGAUUGCUCAGAUAUCUGUUAACAUCAGAGCUGGAAGGAGUCAUUUGGUGGCUUCAGGCUUCACUCAGAAACACAGCGUACACAACGCAGCUCUUCACAACAAGACCAUGAGCGCUCACGAGCACAACGCCACGCUGGAUUUAUAUAAUGACACAUUAUGGUUCUACCACUGCACCAUCGACCUGGAUUCUGUCGGAGACUACCGGCGCAUCGCCCUCUUCCUCAUAUACCUUUUCGUCUUCAUGGUGGGCCUGCUGGAGAACGUGCUGGUCAUCUGGGUCAACUGGCGCCGACGCCACUCGGCCAACGGGAUCCAGUUCUGCAUCCUCAACGUGAGCCUGUCGGACCUCAUGGUGAUCGUGACCAUGCCGUUCUUCAUGAUGGAGGUUACCAUGGACAAGGUCUGGCUGUGGGGACGCUUCCUCUGCAAGGUGACCCACCUCGUCUACACGGUCAACUUCUACAGCAGCUCCUUCUUCCUGGCCCUCAUGACCGCGGAGCGUUAUCUGUCCCUGACCAGGCCCUCGUUUCCCGCCUUCUUCCCCGUGCUGGGCCGCCGCCGCUGGGUGCUCUGCGGAGGCCUUUGGGUGCUCUCCUUGUUCCUGACGCUGCUGGAGAACGUCCAUGUGGAUCUUCUGGAGUGGGACGUGCCGGGCUGCUACAUGAUACCUGAACACAACACCAGCGAGUGGUUUGUCUCCGUGGGUUUCCUCUGCCUGGUCUUCCAGUUCUUGGGCCCCGCCGCCGUCAUCAUCACCUGCAACGUGCUGAUCGCUCGUGCGGUUCGGACGGCGCCGGAUGUUCAGGGCCGGCGGGACGUGUGGCUGGUUCACGUUUACUCCCUGGUGUUCGUCCUGUGCUGGUUGCCCUACCACUUCGUCCUGUUCCUGAUGAUCGUGGAUGACAUCGACCCCUUCAUCUUCAGCUGCAACACGAUGGAGGUGCUGUACUUCUCGUUCACGGUGGUGCAAAGCCUGUCUCUUUUUCACUGCGUGGCAAACCCCAUCCUCUACAACUUCCUCAGCAAGAGCUUCCGAGACAACCUGGUCAACACCGUGCUGAGCCAGUUACCCAGAGAUGGAGCCGGGAACCAGCUGGGAGCCGGGACCAACGCUCCCAACGGAGGAGGGGGAGACCCGGGGAAGCAACGCAAGUUAAGUAACGCCAGCACCAGCCAGUCCGAUGUUGGAUCAUAAAAAAAAAGAAGCUGAGAUGAGAAAACUUCACGAGACGUUUUCUAGGAAAGAUUUGACAGAACUGAAUGGAGAUUGUGCAGAUCAUCUCACUCUGGUCAGAGACUCAUUGUGAUGUUUGUUACAGCCUCACUCUCAUAAUCCAUUUCCUGUUAUGUUUUUGUUUUUUACCAUGUAUCUGAUCACAGAGGAAGGCAGGAAAUGUUUGAAGUGCUUUUUUUGUUGUUUAAGCUGCUCAACUCCCACAGGAACCCAUGGCAGUCUCUAAGGCAGGGGUCUCCAACCUUUUUUAGGAUGAGGGCUACUUUCAAAAAAUAAAACAAGUCGUGAUCUACUUUUACUCCUUUUUUAGUUUUUUUGCAGUGUAUAUAUUAAAGUAAACAGAUAUGGUUCUAAACUGUAUUGAAGUAAACAUGUAUUAUUUUGAAUUGUAUUUUAGUGAACAUGUAUUGUUUGAACUGUUUUAAGUAAUCACAUAUAUAUUGUCUUUCUCACUUACACUCACUGACCCAGAUAUCCCUACA
Trematomus bernacchii (emerald rockcod) is the source of this 1815-nucleotide messenger RNA. RefSeq names its product G-protein coupled receptor 182-like. The transcript has 2 exons. The record is from RefSeq and is a predicted model, not a curated record. Lineage: Eukaryota; Metazoa; Chordata; Actinopteri; Perciformes; Nototheniidae. The coding region runs from base 65 to 1294 and encodes 409 amino acids. Gene Ontology annotation, cellular component: membrane. Gene Ontology annotation, molecular function: G protein-coupled receptor activity. Gene Ontology annotation, biological process: G protein-coupled receptor signaling pathway.